Messenger RNA from Trichoderma gamsii, 1332 nucleotides. RefSeq lists its product as hypothetical. The record is from RefSeq and is a predicted model, not a curated record. NCBI's taxonomy places the organism in Eukaryota, Fungi, Ascomycota, Sordariomycetes, Hypocreales, Hypocreaceae. The coding region runs from base 1 to 1332 and encodes 443 amino acids. The transcript has 2 exons.
AUGGCUCACAACACCGCCAUCGGUCCACAAACGCCACCUCUACGGCCUAUCCUCUUUGCCGACACCAAAUCUAAGCCUCAGCUCCGCAUAGUUGAUACCUCUCUCAGCCCGGAUGAGAUUCACUACCUUGACGACGACGACUUCGGCAACCAGCCAUGCUCACCCCAGUCGCCCGUAUCAUCAUCCCAUUGGGAAGACGCCACCUCAACUACAUCCGCCAGCAUCCCGUCCACCCCCACAACUCAGAUCAGCAUCCACGAACCGCUACUCUCUCACGAUCUCUCCAGCAAAUCAUCUGAAGCCUUAUUAUCCGAGCCCAUCGUCAAAGAGAUCAAGAUCCCUCCCGAGUCUUUUGGGGGACCUAUCGCUCACUUAUCGCCACAAUGGGACCUCCGCGGCGACAUCUACACCUUUUCCUUCUGGACCUCACCCAAAGCCGCCAGCACUCUUCCUGAACACGCCUACUCCCCCCUCGAGGGAGUCACCUCUUUUGCCGAUGAGUCUUACAGCCGUCCGGUUGGCGGCUUGAGCAUGAUCCAGAUCCUGAGCUAUAGGGACUCACCGAUAGGACCGUAUGAUGAGAUGCUGGUUGCGCCGGGCAGCUUUGACUGGGAGAGAACAGAGGCAGAUGGCAAGAAGACGAGGGGGUGCAACCCGAAGAUUACGAGGAUUUACGUGUCAACGCCAAACAGCUGCUUCAACGGGAGGACGAACUGGAACGUCCCCAAACAUCUCGCCAAAUUCGUCUGGGACCACCACCCCGACGGCUCCACCACCAUCAAAAUCUACCCCCACGACGAUCCCUCCAACCCCGACGAAUCUCAGCCCAGCGCCAGGCCCUUCUUCCAAACCACCUUCAAGCCAAUGUCCCUCGUCCCGCGCUUCCCCUUCGCCACCAGCUGGGCCGACCGCCUCGGCUUCAACACCACCCUCGUCAUGCCCCCUUUGCCCUCCGGCAACGGCACCUACGGCGAGCUGCCCAGCACCAACCGCUGGAUCAAGCUCGAGACGAAGCAGUACUGCAGCCGCAGCACGGCCGGGUGGUACGACGUCCAGCAGCCCGACGAGGGCGCUGCCUGUGGCGGGCACGAGAAUUUCCUGCCGUGGCUAGGGAGGUGGCAGGUCGGGGUCAAGAUGGAGGAUGCGUUCUUGUCGUUUGAUGUUCCGCAGGAGACGUGGGAUAAGGGGGAUGUACUAAGCGAUGCGACAUCUGAUGACGAUAAGAAAGAAGACGACGAAAAUGACUACGAACAGAGAAAAGAAGAAGAAUUACGCAGCAGGCCGGAGCCAGAGAAAUGGAAUACGACCUUCUUGCACGACUAUUUCACAUGA